CUGAAUGCAACAAGCUGCAGAAUCGGACUCUGCGCAAUCUGACGCGAGGAGCGAGGAAACGACGGGUUUUUCAAUCCUCACUGAAGCAUCGGUCCGAAGUGACCUGGAGGAAGGAAAAUGUCAGUGGUUUAUAAAGACGACCAGGAGGACUGGCUGACAGUGUGUCUCAAGUACCUGCUCUUUGUUUUCAACUUUCUCUUCUGGGUGGGUGGAGCUGCCGUUUUGGGUGUCGGGGUCUGGACACUUGUGGAGAAGAGCGACUACCUGAGCCUGCUGGCCUCCAGCACGUUUGCCGUUUCUGCGUAUAUCCUCAUCCUGGCCGGCAGCCUGGUGGUGGUCACGGGCUUCUUGGGCUGUUGUGCUGUCGUCAGGGAACAGAGGAGCUGUCUGUCCACGUACUUCUUCUGCCUGCUGUUUAUCUUCCUGAUUGAACUGGUGGCUGGAGUACUGGCCUAUGUUUACUACCAGAGGCUGAGCGAGGAACUGAAGCAGCAUCUCAACCAGACGAUGUCGGAGAACUACGCCCAGCCAGGGAGGGAGGCCGUCACCUUAGCUGUGGACCGACUACAACAGGAUUUCAAGUGCUGUGGCAGCAACAACUCCCGAGACUGGAUGGUGAGCGCGUACAUUUCGUCGAGGCACGCAGAGAGAAGGGUUGUGCCCGACAGCUGCUGUAAGACCAUCACCCCUCUCUGUGGCCAGAGAGACCACCCGUCCAACAUCUACAAGGUGGAGGGAGGAUGCAUCACUAAGCUGGAGCAGUUUCUGGCCGACCACCUGUUGGUCAUCGGUGCAGUGGGAAUCGGAGUGGCCUGUCUGCAGAUCUGCGGGAUGGUGUUCACCUGCUGCUUGUACAGGAGGAUCAAGAUGGAGCCUUACUGAGCCCACCAGGCCUCCUCCUCCCCCCCACCCAACACACGGACAGAACUAUCACCCGCUGAAACCCAAACUCCAGCCUCUGUGUUCUGAACUCUGACCUUUUGCCAUCCAAGACAAAUGCACAGACAUGUUUCAGGUCCCAUCCAGAGCUUCGGUUCAUGUGUUGCACUUCAGUUGCAACGCACUCCAAUCCAGGCUUAUGCAUUUCUUAUCCGGGCUUCGUGCAGCGUCAUUGCCUUGGCUGAGCUGCAUGCUUUGGUAUGAGCAGGACUCAAGGCGGGGAAAUCUCCUCUCAACUUACUUUCCACUCCCCUAGUAGUGAUGGGGAUAGAUUUAUCGUGUUUUUUUUCACUGAUGUAAUGAGCUUUUCUGCAGAUGCCAGUGCUUCAGUAAGUGGAGUACUGUGUACAAGCCUGUCAAAGAUGGAAGGAAAGUUAUGGGUGUGACACAAUGUGCCUCGAUCACAACUUUAUGUAUUGACUCCGUACCUGAAAUAUUUAAAGCAAUGAAGUGAUAAACAGACGACGUAUAGUUCACUGUCUUUUAUAUUUGUAGUUAUGUCUAUAUAACUGAUAAUGGCAGUAAAUAUUAAACUGUAUCAUAGUUUAUAAAACUGAGCAAUUCAGGUAGUUAAAUGUAUGGAAGACAAUUCCACUAAAAUAUUUAGAAAAGUGAAAGUCAUCUUGGCUACUCUAUCCCUGAAGUAAUGACUCCACCUAGUGGUCGUCAAGAGUCAUAUACUCUUUAUAAUGUGUGCGACUAAAUAUUCCACUUACUUCUGAUGACAUAUUAUGAAAUAUACAGGGACAGUAAAGCAGAUAUUUAUAUUAAUGUGUGAUGCUAGAAAACUGUUGCAUUACAGAUCAUUUUAAGAUAUUUUUGCCACAGAAAGUAACUAUAUUUGUUUUCAUUGUCUAAUCACCACUUAUUACCUCGGGAAAAAACACAUUUAGCCUUGUUCACAAUGUAUUUUAGAGGUGGAGGUCACGUGGAAUGUAUAGAAUAGUAAUGUGUACCGUCAAGAUAUAGAUGUGUUGUGUUAAGAGAUCAAAAAGUAAAAUAUCAGUUUGAAUUUUUAUAUUAUCUUCCGUAUUUUCCUAUGAUUGGUGCUAAUGUAGAUCGUUGUUGAUGAUAUAACAGUGGCAUGUGCAACUACUCAAACUAUUGACAUGAACAUCAUAAAUAAAUGUUUUGAAUAUUUA
Molecule: messenger RNA, 2081 nt
Organism: Limanda limanda (common dab)
Lineage: Eukaryota; Metazoa; Chordata; Actinopteri; Pleuronectiformes; Pleuronectidae
Gene: tspan11
Product: tetraspanin 11
Exons: 8
Coding region: 118-882 (254 amino acids)
Cellular component (GO): membrane
Source: RefSeq, a predicted model, not a curated record